AUGCUCCACCAUUAUUUCUCUAAACUUCUCAUCUCCUCUCAUGUCUUCCGUGGCCUGGGAGCAGAUUCCAAUACGGAUCCACUCCCUACUGAGUUCGAAGACCUGGCUUAUGUCGCAAUUUCCUCAGCAAAGUCGGUCUUAGAGCUCAUAGCAAAUGAUGCAGACCUUAUAAUCGCCUUUGUUAGCAUUCCACACUAUUAUCACACCAUGAUUGCAUUUGCGUGCUCCUUCCUGUUGAAGAUUUCGAAAAGGUAUCAAAGUCAUAUCAGCAUUGAUGCUACACUGGUCAUGGAUACCGUCAAGCCCGUUAUAAAGCUUUGCCUCGACACUGAGUGUACCAGCUACCACCUCAUCCAUUGGAUCGGACGUGGUCUUCAAAUGCUCCUGGCAAACUACGUGAAUCUCAUGAGGGAGGGUAGCCAACAAAUGCAAAUUCACCCCCGUGACGAUACAGAUCAGACUGUGCGCAUCCCUUUCUAUAUGUCUGACAUUCCAACGCGUGUGGAUGGAAACGCAAUGCAGGUUAGCUUGAACGACAGCAUAUGGGAAACGGCCUCCUCGAUCGUGUAUAACGAUGGGCUGCCCAUGAGUUUACAAUGUUAUCCCAAUCUUCCUGCACCAGUGGCAGAUUCGAUGUUGGCAUCUUCGCAGCAUGAUCUGAAUACUUUUACGGAAUUUCCCAUCGAUCCGUAUGCACCAUUUCCUUCAGUCGAGCAUCUUGGACUUGGUUUGCUGUGA
Messenger RNA from Penicillium antarcticum, 738 nucleotides. RefSeq lists its product as uncharacterized. Bases 1 to 738 code for a protein of 245 amino acids. NCBI's taxonomy places the organism in Eukaryota, Fungi, Ascomycota, Eurotiomycetes, Eurotiales, Aspergillaceae. The record is from RefSeq and is a predicted model, not a curated record. The transcript has a single exon.